AUGCUUGGUCUUCUUGGUCUUGGAACAGGACAAGUCUCAUCGGCCACAACCACAACAACCACAACACCUUUCUUUGGUCUAUUCAAGGUCUUCUCCGUCGAGCCUGUCCGCUUCACCUACCAGGCACUCUAUCAGUCCUUCGCUAAGGGUCUCUUCCGUCCGCUACCUCUCGUCCUCAUCGCUGUCGUCGCCUUUAUCCUCUUCGAUUUCGACUUUGAAGUGAUCUGGGACGACGACGACGACGACUUCGGAGACGACAACAACCAACGGUGGGAAGAUCCUGCGGACUUUGACCGGCUCAACGUUUAA
Linnemannia hyalina is the source of this 309-nucleotide messenger RNA. The record is from the annotation of a GenBank genome assembly. Lineage: Eukaryota; Fungi; Mortierellomycota; Mortierellomycetes; Mortierellales; Mortierellaceae.